Ipomoea triloba (trilobed morning glory) is the source of this 459-nucleotide messenger RNA. RefSeq names its product two-component response regulator ARR17-like. Lineage: Eukaryota; Viridiplantae; Streptophyta; Magnoliopsida; Solanales; Convolvulaceae. Gene Ontology annotation, biological process: cytokinin-activated signaling pathway; phosphorelay signal transduction system. The transcript is spliced from 5 exons. The record is from RefSeq and is a predicted model, not a curated record. Bases 1 to 459 code for a protein of 152 amino acids.
AUGGAGUGUCCUUCAUCAAUGGUGACGGUGGGAAAUGGAGAAGAAGAUGCAGUCAUGCAUGUGCUGGCGGUUGACGACAGUGUGGUUGACCGUACCAUCGUUGAGAAAUUGUUCAAGUCCUCUUCUUGCAAAGUAACAACUGCAGAAAAUGGAGUGAGAGCCUUGGAGUACUUGGGGUUAUUACCAGGAGAUGAUCAGCACAACUCUCCAAACACCAACGUCCCAAAGGUGAAUUUGAUAAUAACAGAUUACUCCAUGCCUGAAAUGAAUGGCUAUGAGUUUCUUAAGAAAGUCAAGGGCUCAGCCAUGUUUAAGGAUGUUCCAGUUGUGGUAAUGUCAUCCGAAAACACUCCAAGUCAGAUCAACCAAUGCAUAGAGGCAGGAGCUAAGAUGUACAUCCUGAAGCCUCUCAAGCAAGCUGAUGUGAACCAACUGAAAUCUCAGUUAAUGCAAUCCUGA